GCGGAGAAGAGCGAAUACUCAUCCUCGGGCGGCGGAAUACCCACGGUGGCACAGGCGAGCGCGGGCGCGGGCAGAAAACAAAAACAGUCUUUCCAUUGAUUUUGCUUUGAGAACCUUCCAAUUCCCCAUUUCUACGCGGGCUGGGUGUCCGGUAUUGAAACGUCUUGUUAAUGACUCGCAUUUCCCCGCCCUCCAGUCGCCUAGCGCCAAAACAAAAAGGGAAGGCAGGAUGGGGCUUUUUUUCCCGAUAGCGAAGCAGACAGCGAGUGGCGACUGAUGCGCGGUGCUUUCUCUUGUUUAUUGCCCUCCGCUCGCCUUCCCUCUCUCCUUCCCUCCGUAUGAGUGAGUGGGAGAGGGAGAAAAGACGAGCGUUAGGACUCGGGGGAAAUCUCCCCCCCUUUUUUUCCCCCGCUUCUUCAAUCAGCUUGUCCUAUUCCUCAGAGCAGGGAUAGCGGAGGCUUCAGCCGCGUUCCGGAGAAUCCGCUCCAGUCCCAACUCUCCGGGUUUAUCAAUGCAAGGGAUGUUUGCCGGACGCACGGAGAACCGGCUCUUCUGCUGCUAUUGCCGCGGGAAGGGCAUAUGAACUCCCUCAAAGAAUGACUAGGAUUGCUACGUUUGCCAUUCUCUUGCAGCUGUUGCAAAGAAGUCGGGGACAAGUCUUUGCAGGUGGUUGUUCAUUUGAUGAACAUUACAGUAACUGUGGUUAUAGUGUGGCACUAGGGACCAAUGGAUUUACUUGGGAGCAGAUUAAUACCUGGGAGAAACCAACAAUGGAUCCAGCUGUCCCAACUGGCUCCUUCAUGAUGGUGAAUAGUUCUGGGAGGGCAUCUGGGCAAAAAGCUCACUUGCUUUUACCAACACUGAAGGAAAACGACACUCACUGCAUUGAUUUCCAUUACUACUUGUCCAGCCGUGACCGUUCUAGCCCUGGAUCCUUGAAUGUUUAUGUGAAAGUGAAUGGUGGACCUCAAGGCAACCCUAUCUGGAAUGUCUCUGGGCUUGUUACAGAAGGUUGGGUGAAAGCAGAGCUUGCGAUCAGUACUUUCUGGCCACACUUUUAUCAGGUCAUAUUUGAAUCGGUUUCCUUGAAGGGUCACCCCGGGUACAUAGCUGUGGAUGAAGUCAGAGUCCUUGCUCAUCCAUGCAGAAAAGCUCCUCACUUCCUGCGGCUGCAAAACGUGGAGGUUAAUGUUGGGCAGAAUGCAACAUUCCAGUGCAUUGCAGGAGGAAAGUGGUCUCAGCAUGACAAAUUGUGGCUACAGCAGUGGAAUGGAAGAGACACAGCAUUAAUGGUUACCAGAGUUGUCAACCAUAGACGUUUUUCUGCUACUGUUAGUGUAGCUGAUACAUCCCAACGCAGUAUCAGUAAAUACCGAUGUGUAAUCCGUUCUGAUGGUGGAUCAGGAGUUUCAAACUAUGCAGAAUUAAUAGUGAAAGAACCACCCACUCCUAUUGCUCCUCCAGAACUUCUAGCAGUUGGAGCCACGUACCUAUGGAUCAAACCAAAUGCCAACUCCAUCAUCGGUGAUGGGCCCAUCAUCCUGAAAGAGGUAGAAUACCGUACAACCAAUGGGAAUUGGGCCGAAACCCACAUUGUGGAUUCUCCCAAUUACAAGUUAUGGCAUCUAGACCCUGAUGUGGAAUAUGAGAUCAGAGUCCUUCUUACCCGUCCUGGAGAAGGGGGAACUGGACCCCCUGGGCCUCCUCUCACAACAAGGACAAAAUGUGCUGAUCCAGUCCAUGGUCCUCAGAAUGUAGAGGUUGUAGACAUCCGAUCACGUCAGUUGACUUUGCAGUGGGAACCUUUUGGUUAUGUUGUGACUCGUUGCCACAGCUAUAACUUGACAGUUCAUUACCAGUACAUAUUCAACCAGCAGAAAUAUGAAGCAGAGGAACUAAUUCAGACAUCAUCACAUUACACGUUGCGAGGAUUACGACCCUUCAUGACCAUCCGAUUGAGGUUGGCUCUUUCAAAUCCAGAGGGCAAGAUGGAGAGUGAAGAAUUGGUGGUGCAAACAGAAGAGGACGUUCCUGGAACUGUUCCCCUUGAAUCUAUUCAGGGAGGACCCUUUGAAGAGAAGAUCUAUGUUCAGUGGAAGCCACCAAAUGAAACCAAUGGAAUAAUUACCCUUUAUGAGAUUACCUACAAGGCUGUUGGAUCUCUAGAUCCUACUGCUGACUUGUUGAACCAGAGAGGAAAAGUCUUCAAACUAAGGAAUGAAACUCACCACCUCUUUGUAGGGUUAUACCCAGGAACUACCUAUUCAUUCACCAUUAAAGCCAGCACAGUAAAGGGUUUUGGACCUCCCAUCACCACACGGAUUGCAACUAAAAUUUCAGCCCCAUCAAUGCCAGAAUAUGAUACUGACACCCCUCUGAAUGAAACAGAGACCACAAUUACAGUCAUGCUGAAGCCUGCACAGUCUCGUGGUGCGCCAGUCAGUGUCUACCAGCUUGUUGUAAAAGAAGAACGGCCACAGAAAUCACGAAGAGCUGCAGACAUCAUUGAAUGUUUCUCUAUUCCAGUGAGCUACAAAAAUGCUUCGAAUCUUGACUCCCCCCAUUAUUUUGCAGCUGAGUUGAAACCAGUCAAUCUUCCAGUUACACAGCCUUUCACAGUGGGAGACAACAAAACCUAUAAUGGUUAUUGGAAUGCUCCCCUUUCACCAUUGAAAAGCUACAGCAUUUACUUUCAGGCUCUCAGUAAAGCAAAUGGGGAAACCAAAAUAAAUUGUGUCCGGCUAGCCACCAAAGCAGUAAUAGGUAGGCAACAAGUGACCACUCGAUACCCACCCAGCCUCAUGAGCACAGGAGCUUCUACACAGAAUUCUAAUGUGGUGGAACCAGAAAAACAGGUUGAUAAUACGGUGAAAAUGGCUGGAGUUAUAGCUGGUCUUCUGAUGUUCGUAAUUAUCCUUUUGGGAGCGAUGCUUACCAUCAAAAGGAGGAGCGGUGCAGUAGAUCCAAGAAGAAAUGCAUAUUCCUACUCCUAUUACUUGAAACUAGCCAAGAAACAAAAAGAGACCCAAAGCAGCAGUCAACGAGAAAUGGGACCUGUUGCUGCUUCAGACAAGACUGCUACAAAAAGUGCUGCUCACAAUGAAGAAACUUUCACUUCAGGCUGCCAAGAUGUUAAUGGAUUUAACAAUAGCCAUGGGGAGAUGACUCAACCGACCCUGACAAUCCAGACCCAUCCCUAUCGAAGCUGUGACCCAGUGGAAAUGUCCUAUCCCAGGGGACAGUUCCAGCCAGCAAUCCGAGUGGCCGACUUGUUGCAGCACAUCACUCAAAUGAAACGGGGACAGGGCUAUGGAUUUAAAGAGGAGUAUGAGGCUCUACCUGAAGGGCAGACAGCAUCUUGGGACACCGCCAAAGAAGAUGAAAACCGCAAUAAGAAUAGAUAUGGCAACAUCAUCUCCUAUGAUCACUCCAGGGUGAGACUGCAGUUACUAGAUGGAGAUCCCCAUUCAGAUUACAUUAAUGCAAAUUAUAUUGAUGGAUACCACCGGCCUCACCAUUACAUUGCAACUCAGGGGCCAAUGCAAGAGACAGUAAAGGAUUUUUGGAGGAUGAUCUGGCAGGAGAAUUCAGCAAGUGUUGUCAUGGUCACCAACCUGGUGGAAGUUGGCAGGGUGAAGUGUGUCAGAUACUGGCCUGAUGACACAGAAGUCUAUGGAGAUAUCAAAGUGACCUUAAUUGAGACUGAACCAUUGGCAGAAUAUGUCAUACGUACUUUUACAGUCCAAAAAAAAGGCUACCAUGAGAUUCGAGAAAUUCGUCAAUUCCACUUCACUAGCUGGCCUGACCAUGGGGUUCCUUGUUAUGCUACAGGUCUCUUGGGUUUUGUUCGACAAGUGAAGUUUCUCAACCCACCAGAUGCAGGGCCUAUUGUUGUACACUGCAGUGCUGGUGCUGGGAGGACAGGGUGCUUCAUUGCCAUAGACAUCAUGCUUGACAUGGCAGAAAAUGAAGGUGUGGUGGAUAUAUUUAAUUGUGUGAGAGAGUUGCGAUCCCAGAGAGUUAACUUGGUGCAGACAGAGGAGCAGUAUGUGUUUGUUCAUGAUGCCAUUCUGGAAGCGUGCCUUUGUGGCAACACUGCCAUUCCUGUUUGUGAAUUCAGAUCUAUAUACUACAACAUCAGCAGAUUGGAUCCACAGACAAACUCCAGCCAGAUAAAAGAUGAAUUCCAGACCCUUAAUAUUGUUACUCCUCGAGUACGUCCAGAAGAUUGCAGCAUUGGACUUUUGCCAAGGAAUCAUGAUAAGAAUCGCUGCAUGGAUGUACUUCCUUUGGAUCGGUGCCUCCCUUUUCUUAUUUCUGUUGAUGGAGAAUCAAGCAACUAUAUUAAUGCUGCACUCAUGGAUAGCCACAAGCAACCUGCUGCCUUUAUAGUUACUCAGCAUCCAUUGCCCAACACUGGAGCUGAUUUCUGGAGGCUAGUGUUUGAUUACAACUGUUCUUCUGUUGUGAUGUUGAAUGAAAUGGAUGCUGCCCAGCUUUGUAUGCAGUACUGGCCAGAGAAGACAUCUUGCUGUUAUGGGCCAAUCCAAGUGGAAUUUGUUUCUGCUGACAUAGAUGAGGAUAUUAUUAAUCGGAUAUUUCGGAUCUGCAACAUGGCAAGGCCGCAAGAUGGGUACCGUAUUGUUCAACACUUGCAGUAUAUUGGCUGGCCAGCAUAUAGAGACACUCCUCCUUCUAAGCGCUCUCUCCUGAAAGUGGUCAGGCGGUUGGAAAAGUGGCAGGAGCAAUAUGAUGGGCGAGAUGGACGGACUGUGGUUCAUUGCCUGAAUGGUGGUGGCCGCAGUGGCACCUUCUGUGCCAUAUGUAGUGUGUGUGAAAUGAUCCAGCAGCAAAAUAUCAUUGAUGUAUUUCACAUAGUGAAAACCUUACGGAACAACAAGUCCAACAUGGUGGAGACAUUGGAACAAUAUAAAUUUGUAUAUGAGGUUGCAUUGGAAUACUUAAGUUCAUUUUAGCUCAUCAGGGCAGGGAGCUAAACGAUGCCUAAAGCUUUGGUGUUUGAAGGACAUUGGUUCCCCACUUUACUUCAGAGGAGUAAUGGGCUAAAGCAUAUAUAGCUCUUCAUCCUUGAAUGAGAAACCAGGUCAGAGCUGAGUGCCGGAGGAGAGAUCUGCUGCCAUCUGUUUUUAGAACAUUCUUGCCUUUUAAGCAACCCACUAUGGCAAAGCAAGAGACAGGGGGGAAUAUUCUGCUUUCUAAUCCCUUCUGACUGCUUCUCCCUAUCAUUUUGGAUGUGUCUUUUUUUCCUCCCUUGAUGCAAACAGGAGUGUGUGUGUGUUUGUGUGUGUGUGUAUAAAAUAUCAGCUCCACUUUUUGUGUCUCUCCAAAUCCUCACUUUUUUGUUUCCUAUAUAAGUCAGUUUGCUUUAAAGAGAAGCUUCAUUAAACAUAUGUUUGGCUUUCAG
Molecule: messenger RNA, 5425 nt
Organism: Pantherophis guttatus
Lineage: Eukaryota; Metazoa; Chordata; Lepidosauria; Squamata; Colubridae
Gene: PTPRT
Product: protein tyrosine phosphatase receptor type T
Biological process (GO): protein dephosphorylation
Cellular component (GO): membrane
Molecular function (GO): protein tyrosine phosphatase activity; protein binding
Source: RefSeq, a predicted model, not a curated record